CGGAUGUCGCUUCAUGGCCACAAUUUGAGCGUUUUUGAAGCACCCGCGUCCCUCAUUUGAAGUUUUCUUCCCUCCUUUACCCGGCUAUGGGGGGACUGCUGAGGGGCGCGCGCGCAGAAUAACGGAACUUUGUUUGCGCGAAGCGCCUUCACGUGUCAGUCGCGCGCGCGACGCGGGAGUCGAUCGCCUCACACUAGUUUUCGGACACAUUCAUGAACUCCAGGGUGCAGAAACUUGAAGGCAAGAGGACGUUUUACAGCAAUGCCUGCGUCGUGGGAGCCAAGUCGCGCGAAGGAAAUGGAUUUCUGACUGAGACCGAACCGACGGCGUGGCGUUUCGCUAUGGAGAGCCAAUGAACGGGAUAGUGCGUUGGAUUAAGAUUUAAUUAGCUCAGAAGCGCGCCAACAGAAUGCGGGAGAGAGACCUACAGAGUGUGUGCAAGUGGGUGCUGCUGCUGGCCCUCUGCGUGGUUUCUCUGUGGGGGCGGCUGACUCUGGCCUCAUCCUACCGGAGCCAUAUCGUACAUGUCAAAGCUGGGACCUGCGAGGUGAUUGCCGCCCACCGCUGCUGCAACAAGAACAAGAUUGAGGAGCGGUCCCAGACGGUCAAGUGUUCUUGCUUUCCCGGGCAGGUUGCCGGGACGACCAGGGCUGCCCCCUCCUGCGUGGAUGCAUCCAUUGUUGCCCAGAAGUGGUGGUGCCAGAUGCAGCCAUGCAUGGAUGGUGAAGAGUGCAAGGUGCUGCCAGACCUCAAGGGAUGGAGCUGCAGUACGGGGAACAAAGUCAAGACCACCAAGGUCACCCGAUAGUCCUGCAUUGUGUGGUUGGGAGUGCUGGCAAGGUGCAUUCUUUUAUAUAUACAUAACGUCCACUAGAAGAAUGGAUACACACUUGUUUUGGUUGGCUUGCAUUAACCUGAAGACCUUUGCUGACUCUUGACAUCAAGACCGCUGCAGUGUGUGGCAUGGAAGAGUUGCUAGACCAGGAAAUACGAAGGAAGGAAGAAAGACUUGCCUUUAUGAUUUCAAGAACGUGACCUAUGAACAUAUAAUAUUCAGGCCAGGGGCUGUUGGUCCCUGUCUUGUCUCAGUUUAUUUUAGCUACCUUGCUUAUUUGUGGUCUCAUACAGUGGAUGGGAAUACCCAGCAUUUAAAUCAACGGCAAGCCAAGGGAUCCUAUAGGAACAUCGUGAGAAGGAGAUAAAUGAAAGC
Molecule: messenger RNA, 1210 nt
Organism: Scleropages formosus (Asian bonytongue)
Lineage: Eukaryota; Metazoa; Chordata; Actinopteri; Osteoglossiformes; Osteoglossidae
Gene: tafa3a
Product: TAFA chemokine like family member 3a
Exons: 5
Coding region: 410-808 (132 amino acids)
Molecular function (GO): receptor ligand activity
Source: RefSeq, a predicted model, not a curated record